Molecule: messenger RNA, 2433 nt
Organism: Pneumocystis murina B123
Lineage: Eukaryota; Fungi; Ascomycota; Pneumocystomycetes; Pneumocystales; Pneumocystaceae
Exons: 11
Coding region: 1-2433 (810 amino acids)
Biological process (GO): regulation of ER to Golgi vesicle-mediated transport; endoplasmic reticulum to Golgi vesicle-mediated transport; retrograde vesicle-mediated transport, Golgi to endoplasmic reticulum
Cellular component (GO): Dsl1/NZR complex
Source: RefSeq, a predicted model, not a curated record
AUGAAUCAUACACAUAUUCCAGGCUCCUGGAUAGAUUCACCUACUGGUCAUUCAAAAAUUAAUCUAUUUCAAACAAAAAUAUCUUCUAUGAAGCCAUAUAAUACUGUUCAAAGUCAAUAUUUGGAAGAAAUUAAUAAAUAUUUAAAAAAACCAGAGGAUAUAAAAGCAGUUGAUUCAUAUAUUGAAUCAUUAGAGAAAGAACUGAAUAUUUUUAAAUUACAAGAAAAAAAAGAAACAGAUGAACUUAUAUAUAUUAAGGAUAAAAUGAAUAAGAAUGCAGAAAAAGUAAAAAUAUAUUGUGAAAUAGUUAAAAAUUACUUAAAAAAUACAUCGGAACCAUUUUUAUGGGAGUCAAAAGAAGAAAAAAUAUUUUUUGAUGAGUUAUAUACAAGUAUAAAAUAUUUAAAAAAUUUAGAAGUAUCAAAAACAUAUCUUUUAAUUUUAAUACAAGUAGAAAAACUCAGUUAUUUAAUUGAAGAAUGUAUUGAGACAGAUAAGAAAACAGCAUUAAUAUCUUAUCAUCAAUUAAUUCAAUGGAAUUAUAAUCUUAAAAAAUCAAAUAAAAAUUCAGAAAAACCAUUGGUACAUUUAGAAAUGUUUAUUCAAGAAAGAUUACGUAGCUCGUGGGAUAUAAUUGAAAUAAAAUUAUGCCAAGAUUUUCACAGUCAUUUUGAAGAAAUAGGAUGGCCAGAUAAGAUUAAAAAAGGAAUUUCACCAAGUACAGAAUCUUUUAAACGGUUUCAAUCUAGUUUUCAAACAUUAUUGAUUCAACAUCGAGAAAUAAUUAGAAGUCUUGAAAAUAAAGAUGAAAAUCUUGAAUGCACAGAAACUAAUAAUUCUGAUAUUUUAUUACCUUUUCUGAUUAUGGUUCGUCCAUUGAAUAUUCAAUUUCGUUACCAUUUUAUGGAAAAAAGAAAAACUGAUAGAAUUGAUAAACCAGAAUGGUUUUAUACAUAUAUAUUAGAUAUCAUAUCUUCUUGUGCGAAUUUUUUUUGCAUAGAAGUACAAAAUAUUAUCAAUGAAACUCCAGAACAUAAUAGAAACUCCCUAAAUGAGUUUAUUACUGCUUUAUUAAAAAUAGUAGAAGAAAAAAUAGAGACAUCUAUCGAAUAUCUUUUGAUGAAUGUGCAUGUCUUUUCGCAUUUUGUUCAUGAAACUAUAAAAUUCGAUAAUAUCUUACGACAUGAUUUCGGAUAUUUUCCAUAUAAAGGUCAAUGGAAUGGAAUGAUUCAUAUUGCUUUAGGAAAUUCAAAAAACUUUAUGACAUGGGUUGAGUCGGAAAAAAAGUUUUCAAUUGAACAAUUUCAAAAUAUUAUAGACGUGACUAUGUCUCCAAAUACAUGGGAUUUAGAUUAUGAUAGUGUAGGUGAAUCCGAAACUAAGCCCACCAAUUCUUCCCUUCGUAUAAAAUGUCUUAUAGAAAGUAUUACAGAACAAUAUCGCCCUUUAAAAGAUUUUAAUCAAAAAUCAAUAUUUUUCACCGAAAUUCAAUGUCAUAUUUUAAAUAGUUAUUAUGAAAGACUCAAAUCUGCAGCAGAUGCAUUUGAGGUAACUUUUUCACGAAUAAUUCAAGCAGUAUCUGGCAAUAAAACAGACAAAAUGAUACAGGAUGUAAAAGGAUUGGAAACAUUAUGUAGAGUAUAUGGUAGUUGUAUCUUUAUAGAAUCAUGUUUAUCUGAUUGGGAUGACGAUAUUUUUUUUCUAGAAUUAUGGCAAAAUUUAACAACAAAAAAUAAAACUAUUUAUGAAGCCAAUACAAAUUCAAAAAAUCCGAAUUCCUUAUUAGAAUAUGGUCAAGGUAGUUUGUUUAGCAAAAUAUCGCUUUUAUACUUUAAUCUUCAUGAACGCACAGAAAAAUUAAUUAUUCGACAUUUAGAGCGUGAAAUAAAAGAAAAAUUUCAGCCAUAUUUCAAGAUUUAUACCUGGUCUUCUUUAGAGAAUCCUUCAUCUUCAAUAGCCAUGUCAUCUCCAGUAUCAAUGCAAAUGGUGGAUGCAUUAAAAUUAGUAAAUUCAUUAUUGAAUUUUUUAAAAAGAGCUGUUUCUCAUUUAACUUUUCUUCGUAUUUAUAAACAAUUUUCAUUAACAGUUGAAAAUCUCUUAUGGAAAAAAAUUAUAUUAAAAAAUGACUUUUCUGAAAGAGGAGGAAUACAGUUUACUAGAGAUAUUUGGGAAUUUUGGGCUACCUGUAGCAAAUAUGUAGAAAAACCGGAGCAAAAUAUGAAAAAAAUUGAAGAUGCCACCAUCCUUUUAUCUUUGAAUUCCUCAAAUGAAAAUGAUAAAAAAUCCAUAUCAACUGUUGCUUCUAUAAUUUUUGAUACAUACAAAAGUUUUGAAGAAAAAAAACAAUAUUUAAAAACAAUAGGACUUAAACACAUAAAUAUAGCAGAAGCAAGAGAUAUCCUUCAAAAAAGAAUCGAUUGUUGGGCGCAGUAA